Notodromas monacha is the source of this 1672-nucleotide messenger RNA. Lineage: Eukaryota; Metazoa; Arthropoda; Ostracoda; Podocopida; Cyprididae. The record is from the annotation of a GenBank genome assembly.
CCUGAUCACGAGAGCAUCAUGGUUCCUUCUGGUUCCGGAAACGCCAGUGAACCUGCCAGAUCACCUCGUGCGAUUUUGACUGCUACUGGCGGGCCGAGAAGUUCGUUGCGCGCUGAAGGUAAAGAUGGCAUUACGGCGAAUCCACCUUCUUCUUCCUCGCCAUCGGAAAGUGAUUCUGAUUCGGAAUUCGAAUAUUCGUCUCCAUCUUCGAGUUCGAGUGAUGAGGGUACGAAGAAGGCUCGUCCGAAUAAGAGACCAUCAGCAGCUACUGCGAAAAAGUCAUCUACUGUCGAAUGUGAUGCGCAAAAGCCGAAGAUCGAGCUUUCUCUCGCCCAGAACGAAUUUUUUCGCGAAAAGUUGAGUUCCUUGCUGAUUUCUCGGGGUUUCCUGGAAAAGUGGUGCCAUUAUCCCAAGCUGAACAACAUUCUGCGCCUGAAUUUCGUCCGUGUCUGCGUUUCCCCCGAGAAUUUCGUCGUCAGUGAGAUCGAACGAUGCAUCGAAACGUCCACAGUCUACAAAUUCGGCUUCUCGAGAACAAACUUGGCACUUAUAGUUCGCAACGGAAGCUCGAGAGCCAUCUACACCUUGGACAAGGUGUCGGACGGGGAACUCAGUCUGGAAGAAGUUCGUGUGUGGUAUGGACGUGAAGUGGAGAGUGAUGAAGUCGUGCCGAGUGACGCGGAAUUCGAGAAGCGACGAAAUUCGUAUAAGAAUGCGAUGUGCACGGAGUUGUCGUACUUCGAUGCCCGUGAAAUGGCGGAGAUUCGCGAGCGAUUCACCGUCAAGUUGCAUCAUCCGGCGGAAGAGAAGAGUCGGUUGAUCCUUCUCAGGCAAGCUGCUCAUUCCGAAGGUGACCUCGGGGCUUUUCACUUUUACAAGGAACGAAUUGAGCAUUUGCAGCGACUCGAAGCUUUGCACUCUCGUCGUCCCGACCCUCUUCUGGAGAACAACGACCCCUUCGUGCGCCGCAACACCAAGCCCGUGUUGCUCAAACGGAACAAGACGCAAGAAGUGAAAAAGUGCGGGGAUUCUUUGUGGUACAAGGUGUUGAGUGACGAAGUGGCUGUGCGGGACAAGGCCAAGGUCAAGUGUUUGAACCUGGCCCACGAUUUCGAUUCCGGCGUCCACGUGCCCGUGGACGAGUCUGUGGCGCAGAGGUUGAGGCCCGUGUCCGGGCCUAGUGCCUACCGCAGAGGGCCCGGGAAUUUCGACCUGGAAAGUGUCAAGCGGAAGCUGGGCAUCUUUUGAAUAAGAUGACGAACGACACGAAGAAGAAGAAAAAAAAAUGCGGGGCUUUAAUUUUUUAGUCAAUUAUUUCAUAUUAGUUAUUUUAUCACUCUUAUUGGUGCUCUUGUGUGUAUGGUGAGCGAUGCGUGAUAUUUGUUUAUAAUUUAUGAAAUACUCGGUGCUUGUGUCCGGCGUGUUAUUAUUUUUGUGGAAAGUCCCAUAUUUAAUUGAGUACCACGCGAACGUUUUUUUUUCUUCUGAAAAUUGAGACUGAAAAGGGGGGAUAUUGGGUAUAUUUAAAAAGAAAGUUUCAGAAGUUUAGCUGUGAAUUUUACUUGAUUCUGAUGGGAAAAUGUUGACCAAGUCUGACAGAAAAACUUAUUUCAAUAGAAACAAUUGAAAAGUAUUUGGAUUCUUGUCCAAUUCAUAUCUAUAAAUUCAAAUU